Messenger RNA from Melitaea cinxia (Glanville fritillary), 497 nucleotides. RefSeq names its product larval cuticle protein LCP-17-like. The coding region runs from base 1 to 384 and encodes 127 amino acids. The transcript is spliced from 2 exons. The record is from RefSeq and is a predicted model, not a curated record. Gene Ontology annotation, molecular function: structural constituent of chitin-based larval cuticle. Gene Ontology annotation, cellular component: chitin-based extracellular matrix. Lineage: Eukaryota; Metazoa; Arthropoda; Insecta; Lepidoptera; Nymphalidae.
AUGAAAACCUUUAUCAUUCUUUCUCUUGUGGCUGCGGCUUUAGCCGCUCCUCAAUCUUCGACGGAACCUAUUCCGAUUCUUCGUCAAGACAGCAACAUUAACCCUGACGGCUCUUUUCAAUAUUCCUUUGAAAGCGGUAAUGGUAUUGCUGCUGAAGCUAAUGGAGCUCUUAAGAACAUCGGCGCAGAAGAACCAGCCUUGGAAAUUCAAGGGCAAUUUCAGUACCCCAGCAAUGAGGGUGGUCUGAUCCAGUUGACCUACGUUGCUAACGAGAAUGGAUACCAACCCCAAGGAGAUAUCCUCCCUACUCCGCCUCCGAUCCCAAUUGAAAUUCAGCGUGCUCUAGAAAUUCUCGCUACCGCGAAACCCCAACCUGAACAGUAAUGUUAAGGACUUGCCAAAUUUAUUAUAAUGAUAGGACUUAAUUUUGUAACAAAUAUGUAAAUAUUUAAAUUUUUAAAGACUCUCCAGUGAAAUAUUUUGGCAAUGCACAUAUC